Messenger RNA from Argiope bruennichi, 701 nucleotides. Its product is annotated as ARL14 effector protein-like. The transcript has 3 exons. The record is from RefSeq and is a predicted model, not a curated record. NCBI's taxonomy places the organism in Eukaryota, Metazoa, Arthropoda, Arachnida, Araneae, Araneidae. The coding region runs from base 152 to 517 and encodes 121 amino acids. Gene Ontology annotation, cellular component: intracellular membrane-bounded organelle.
UAUCGUUUUUUAUUGAGCCAUAUUGAAGUAAGUGUUUUCUUUAGCGUCGCUUGAAUGUUUGAUUGAAAUAAAACGAUUGAGGUAGACCUAAAUAGUCUUUUUUUUAAAAAAAUUUAACGGUAUUUUAAUUUUUCUGUGAGAAUUGAUAGAUAUGGCAUCUUUUUAUGGAAAUAGGACGUUGAGAGAACGCAUAACAGAAGCCGAGCGGAAACAAUGUAGAAGCACGAGAAAUGAAGAAAAAUCUCGGGAUGUUCCUGAUUCAAGUGAACAUGAGGCUAAAAAGCCUAAGAAAGUAGAUGAACGAGGAGCAAAGUUUGAUUCUCAAGGUGUACAUAAGGAAACAGGGCUUAAUCUAUGCGAUUGCAUGCGUGUAAGUUGCGAUGGAUGUUUCUUUCUUUGCUUAAAAUGUUCUUCACCUAAAUGUGGGCAUAAAUGUCGUGGAAAUCGUAGAUGGAUUUAUGAAAAAAUGGAAGUUGAAGGUACCAGUUUUUCUAUGCAAAGCCCAUACAAGAAAUAAUUUGAAUCAGUCUUUUAUGUGAUUUUUUUCAUUCAUCCUUUUCUAUUCAAUAUAAAUUUAAGUAGUUGUAUAAGCUGCAUUAAAUGAAUGGAUAAAAACAAGCAAGAGUAAGAAAAAGAAAAAGUUCUGCUCAGUCAUAUGUCAUCUGUGAAAUGCACUUCUGUAUCUAACCAUUUUACAUGAA